Messenger RNA from Suillus discolor, 1995 nucleotides. Its product is annotated as RCC1 BLIP-II. Gene Ontology annotation, cellular component: cytoplasm. Gene Ontology annotation, molecular function: guanyl-nucleotide exchange factor activity; protein binding. The record is from RefSeq and is a predicted model, not a curated record. Lineage: Eukaryota; Fungi; Basidiomycota; Agaricomycetes; Boletales; Suillaceae. The coding region runs from base 92 to 1873 and encodes 593 amino acids. The transcript has 8 exons.
CACAGUUGAUACCGCAGCUCCCCAGUCGCAGCUCCCUCAGUUGUACUCUCUGACUUGCCAGUUAAGACUUUGUAUCACAACCAUUCACCCGAUGACUAUGCUUUCUGACUUACCUAUCGAAGUUAUUUUGGAUAAUGUAUUGCCUUGGCUUGCAAUUCCAGAUCUCAUCCAUCUGGGACAAACAGAUCACUUCUUUGCGCGAUUGUGCAACGAUGAGACAUUCUGGAAGAGGAAGUUGGAAGAGGAUUUCAAUUUUACAGACGAGAGGACCGCACGAAUAAGCGGAUGGAAACAUCUCUAUAGAGGUUUGCUCAACCCCAAGACUUACGUAUGGGGCGAAACUUCAAAGGGAAGAUUAGGAUUGAGGAAAAUACCAAGCACAACUCUUCAUGAUGUUCCCUACCCGGUUGAGUUGCAGAUCAAAUCAGGCGCGCGUAUAGUCAGCCUCUCAGCCGCUGGAUGGGCAUUCUUUGCACUGGACUCUGCUGGUAGCGUGUAUGUGUGGGGAACUUUGAAUGGCACCUCGUAUGCUCUACAACACGAUGGGUACUCCGAACCGGCAAAACCAGCUCAUACACCGUUGAGGCUUGAUAUGCCAUCUCCUACGCGGAGCAUUAGUUGUGGGCGGCUGCAUGCCACUACGCUGGACGAUCAGCAUCACGUUUGGACCUUUUUAAGCUGGGGUCGUCCCUUCAGGCUCGACACACCGGCACUCAACGCAACAACGUUGGAUUCUACACCUGUGCUGGUUGAAUCUGGCUGGAACUUUUCGUCAGUCCUUACCAAAUCUGGUGAUGUGUAUGUGUGGUGGCCGUUCGCUGCACCUCUCAAGGACGUCAUCGCUGCACAAGAUGUGGCUAUGGAUGCCGCGAACCAAAAGGCUCACGCUACAGAGGAUGGUGUUAUCCCAUGCUCGACAUGGGAGCUUCGCCAAGAACCCACAAUGUUACCACCGCUGCCUCAACUACCGGAGCUCCCACUUGGGUUAGCGGAACCUGUGAAACUUGUUAAGCUUGCAGCUUUGGAGAGUAGGCUCAUCGGUUUGACUAAUCAUGGUCAUGUUCUCUCGAUUCCUGUUGAAAGCGAUGUUGCCGUUCGGUCUGAGAGAUGGGAAUAUCUUCCUAACUUCUCUGAAGUCGACAAGGUUCAGCAGCACCCCGCUUAUGUUUCUUCCCAGUUGAAGCCGCCGCAGAGCUUGCGAAUAUCUCAUAUCUCUGCGCAAUUUCAAACCUUUGUUGCUUAUUCUCCCGGUUCCAGUUCUGUCAUUCUCUUGGGUUCUCACGAAACACAUGCCAAUUCGAAUCCUUUGAUUCUCCCCGCACUUCAAAACAACGACGUUAUCUCUGUUGUUCUUGGAGAUUACCAUUACGGUGCUCUUACAUCCACCGGGAAGCUUUUGACGUGGGGUGAAUAUUCUCGAGGUGCACUCGGCCUCGGUGAUCCUGGCCAGCUUCCUCCCGGUCAGCCAGGGGGCUACGGAACUGAAGCACGCAGGAGCGCUGCUGUCGCCAACGGCGGUCCGUAUCCUCCGGGCAUCUCCGAGCCCGCGGAGGUCAGCUUUGGUCACGGGAAUGCACAGAGGGAUAAGAUGUUUUGCUUUGCUAUAGCGGCUGCUGGGUGGCACAUGGGAGCUCUCGUCAUUGAUUUGGAGCCACCCACGGAUGUUCAGAAUGAUAACGACGAAGACGAAGGCCCUCCCAUGCCAGGACGGUUUCCUCGGUCUCGCGAAACGGGGGAGUCCCCGCAGGACUAUCCUGGGGAGCCAGGUCAGUGGGGCCCGCCUAUAAUGGCCAGAGGGUUUCGAAUCGGGUUUGCCGGAAGAGGCGCCAUCAGGGGUGGACAUUUGGGUCGCGGCCGUGGCCGUGGCCUUUGAGAGUAAGAACCAAACUUAGGGUUCAUAAGAAUCGAUGGGCCACUUCUCAUGCUUAGAUGCGGGCGUACGGCCGUAUCAUAUCAUGUUUCAUUCUGUCUCUUGAUCACAACCUUUUGAUGGCA